Molecule: messenger RNA, 568 nt
Organism: Bursaphelenchus xylophilus (pine wood nematode)
Lineage: Eukaryota; Metazoa; Nematoda; Chromadorea; Rhabditida; Aphelenchoididae
Source: the annotation of a GenBank genome assembly
AUGGUCUUGAUUCGAUCCAGUUCUGUGGCCAUUGUGCCAAGUUCGGUCCCGUCCCCGGGCCUAGUAAGUACUAGAUAAUACAACGUAAUUCUAAUAAUCGAACUGGAUAAAUGAAUCUUUUUUAGUUGACCCGGACUUACUCGGUCCCGAGUCUCUCAACUUACAAACCCUUCUGGCCAAACUAUUACUCCUAUUGGAAUACUUACUAUCCAUACGGAACUUACAGUACCUACAAUCCUUAUCGCUAUUAUUACAGUCCCUAUUACAGUAAUUAUUACCCAAAAAGAUACUAUUACAGUGACUACAUUCCAUGGUACACCUACGAUAGACCCUCCUAUCGAAGUUAUCUGUGAGUUUCCUUGAUUACAAUUAUUUACAAUUUAAAUUACUGUAUCUUAGGUAUGAUUAUGGAUAUUAUGACUAUCCGUACUACAGAAAUCGAUCCCAUUAUCCGUAUUAUUAUGACUCCUAUUACAGAACUAAUUACAUUUCUCCUUACCGCUCUUAUUACUACGAUUGUAAGUGCAUUCCAGUGGUAUGAACAAUACUUUCAGACAACUACUACUGA